AUGUAUUUGUUCUUAAUCUCUAUUUGUGGCAAAUUGGAAGCUGCUCAUAUUGUGAAAAAGUUUGAAGUUCAAGUGAAUAAGAAGGUUGAGCAAUUCCUGGGUUUGCUGAAAAAGUUUUGUCCAUUGAGUUUUGAUCCAAAAAAUCCUGGCAAGGUGAAAUUCAUAAAGAAAUUUCAAACCACUGAUCUGCUUGUAGAACUUCCAAUUGAGCAUCAAAUUCAGGAAUUGAUUAAUGCUGCAGGCUCAGAGGGCAUCAUUAUGUCUAAUGUUUCGAAGAGGCUUGGAAUUGGCAGGAAAGAGAGUGAUAAGCUGAUUGAAAGUAUGUGCUCUAGGUUUGGGAUGAUUAAGAAGAAAGAAAAAAACAAAAAAAUCCAAGAAUAUCGGGUUUGGGCACCGGGGAAAUGCAACUCUGAAUCAGCCAAUGCAUUCCUUAAUAAAUCAGAAAAUCUUAAUCAAAAUCAAACUCUUUCCACAUGUGACUCUUCAACUUUGACAGAAACGGAAACAAAUGACGCCUCAUCAGAAAGACCACCUGCUGUGUUAAAGCCAUGUAGACCAUGUCUGUCUUUGACAGUGGAUGGUUCCAUAAGGGAAGAAAGGAUACUUGAACAGUUACAGGAUAAAGGGGAUGGAGUUCAAUCUCAAAAAAGUAAACAUGCUUCCCUGAAAAGGAAGAGAACUUCUGAAGCAAGGUCAGUAGAGUUCACAGAAGUUGACGAGGUAACUAGACGGUUGAAAGAGCAGAGACUUGCUACAUUACCUGUUACUGAGAAACAAUUAAUGGAAGAACGAAAUCUCUUGGUCACUUCUGGCGAGCAUGACUCACAUUUGCAUGCAUUCCAGAGGGAUGGUGAUCAAGAAAUUGAGCAGGAACCUGAACCAAAUGAAUAUGGUGAGGGGUGUUAUUCAAUCUUAAGCAAGUGUGCUUUUUCAAAGUUGAAGCCGACACGACAAAGCAGGUUUUCAUGGACUGAGGAGGCUGACAGGCAAUUGGUUAUCCAAUAUGCAAGACGCUGUGCAACUCUUGGGGCAAAAUAUCAUCACCAGAUAAGUUGGGCUUCACUUCCUGACCUUCCAGCACCUCCUAGUACCUGCAAAAGAAGAAUGUCAUAUCUGAAGAAUAGUAAUGGAAAACUUAGAAAAUCUCUAAUGAUGCUCUGUAACAUGCUCAGUAAGCGAUAUGCAAAGCUCCUGGAAAAAACCAAGAACAGGUCACUAAACAAAGAUGAGUGCAGAAAACUUUUGCAAGGUUCAACAGGAGAAGACUAUAACAUGAAUUUUCCCAACAUCAGUGGCCAUAAUCAAGGGAGGAGUCUUCAGGAAGAACCAUGGGAUGAUUUUGAUGACAAUGAUAUUAAAAAAUCCCUGGAUGAGAUACUUCACUACCAGAGGAUGACUAGAUUGGAUGCCACCAAAAGAUAUGGAUCUACCUGUGAGGAGGGGUCAGAUCUUAAUACAAAUGCUGAAGAAGAUGACCCCAAGGAAUCUGAAUUAAUUGUAUCAACUGUUCCAUAUGAGGAUAUUCAGAAUCAUAGUAGAGGCGUUUCUGCACAAAGACCAAGUUGUCAACAACUUCAUAACAACUUCUUUAAACUUUUGCAUGAAGGAGUUGUUAGUACACCAGCGUACAAAUCUUUGGCUGUAGAGCUGUUUAAGCUUGUCGUCUUGAAUACCACAACAGCACCAGCAGAACAAAACCUGGUUGCAGAAAUUCGACGGCGUUACUCAAAGUGUGAUCUUUAUGCAGCUCUGAACUACCUAAGAGAUAACAAAAUUUUGAUUGGGGGUACUGACAGUCAACCUUUAUCUCUCUCGCCUCAGUUUUUUCCUAAUAUUUUCAAGUCACCAUUUCCAAUUGAUUCUGGAAAGAGAGCUGCCAAACUUUCUCGUUGGCUCCAUGAAAGGGAUAAAGAUCUUAUGGAAGGGGGGAUUGAUCUCUCUGCAGAUUUAGAAUGUGGGGACUUAUUUCAUUUGUUUGCUCUAGUUUCUUCAGGUCAGCUAUCAAUUUCCCCAUGCUUGCCUGAUGAAGGAGUGGGAGAGGCUGAAGAUUUGAGAAGCUCAAAACGCAAAAUUGAAAGCAAUGAAUAUUUGAACACUAAAAAACUAAAAUCCUUGGUAUCCGAAAGUGAAAUGAUUUCCCGUCGAGAGAAAGGUUUCCCAGGUAUCAUGGUAUCUGUAUAUCGUGCAGAAUCUUCUGCAUCCAAUUGUGUAGAUUUUUUCAAAGAUGAUGACACUUCAAGUGGUGAAAAACAUUUUGGUGGAAAUGAUCGACUAGACAGCACUUCAGUGAUCCCCCAUGCAGGAGAUUGUGAUUCUGGUGGUGCUCAUUCACAGAGGGAAACAAAUAUGAAUGUUAAUGAUGUGCAUAAAGUGACCAUUCUUAGUUCCCCUGAAAAGGUCGCUGAGCGCUCGUAUGAAAAACAAACUUGCAGUGUGCCUGAAGGUUGCAUGGAAGUUGUUUCAGCUAGAGGACAUGGUGACAACGAAUCUUCUAAAUUCACUUGUGGUAAAUUAUGUGUGCCAAUACUGCCAUGGAUAAACGGUGAUGGGACCACUAACAAGAUUAUCUACAAGGGACUCAGACGGCAUCUUCUUGGGACUGUGAUGCAAAAUCCAGGGAUAUUAGAGGAUGAAAUUAUGGGGAAGAUGGAUGUACUGAAUGCGCAGACUUGCAGAAAAUUGUUGGAGUUGAUGGUUCUGGACAAGCAUGUUCUUGUGAGGAAGAUGCGUCAAAAUGUAUACAGUGGCCUCCCGGCAAUUCUAAGGACCCUUCCUGAAAGCAGUUUCCCCCCACAAAAAUUGGUUUUCCGUGAGCAUUUCUUUGCAAAUUCCAUGAGCUCGUCCUUGCUCUAGAGACGUUCUAGCUUUGUUGGAGAAUAGAAUUAUACCGUAUGGAUGGGCCAUUGAUAAUCAACCACCACCAACAAUGGGCACCCAUUGCUUUUUAUCCAUUGUUAUUUAUUGUA
Messenger RNA from Prunus avium (sweet cherry), 2966 nucleotides. The record is from RefSeq and is a predicted model, not a curated record. Lineage: Eukaryota; Viridiplantae; Streptophyta; Magnoliopsida; Rosales; Rosaceae.